GCUCCUCCGCCGGCAGCAACUCGGCGCCCUCGGUCCAUGGACCGGAACCCCGGGCCGACGGGCAGGAACCCGGGCCGCGAUCGCCGCCUCCCCGCCCCAGGCUCCUCCUCCUCGCUCCCCACCGCCUCCUCCCGACGCCCGCGGGCCGCGCACCGCCACCGCUGGGCUCGCGGAGCCGCCCUGGGAGGCUGGGUGGCGGGUUCGCGGCUGCCGCCGGACUGAGGCCUACUCCGCCGCCUCUCAGUGCUAUUGUCCCUGGGCCCGGCCCUGACCGGGCCCACUGGGGAGGCGAGUGCGCCGCCUCCGACGAAGAUGCCGGACCAAGCCCUACAGCAGAUGCUGGACAGAAGUUGCUGGGUGUGUUUUGCCACUGAUGAAGAUGAUAGAACAGCUGAAUGGGUGAGACCAUGCAGAUGCAGAGGAUCUACAAAAUGGGUUCACCAGGCUUGUCUGCAGCGCUGGGUGGAUGAAAAACAAAGAGGAAACAGUACAGCCAGAGUGGCAUGUCCCCAGUGCAAUGCUGAAUACUUAAUAGUUUUUCCAAAGUUGGGUCCAGUUGUUUACGUCUUGGAUCUUGCAGAUAGACUGAUCUCAAAAGCCUGUCCAUUUGCUGCAGCAGGAAUAAUGGUUGGCUCUAUCUAUUGGACAGCUGUAACUUAUGGAGCGGUGACAGUGAUGCAGGUUGUAGGCCAUAAAGAAGGUCUGGAUGUUAUGGAGAGAGCUGAUCCUUUAUUCCUUUUAAUUGGACUUCCUACUAUUCCUGUCAUGCUGAUAUUAGGCAAGAUGAUUCGCUGGGAGGACUAUGUGCUUAGACUAUGGCGCAAAUACUCAAAUAAACUACAGAUUUUGAACAGUAUAUUUCCAGGGAUUGGUUGCCCUGUUCCUCGAAUUCCAGCUGAGGCUAAUCCUUUAGCAGAUCAUGUCUCUGCGACCCGAAUUUUGUGUGGAGCCCUUGUUUUUCCUACUAUUGCGACAAUAGUUGGUAAACUAAUGUUCAGUAGUGUUAACUCUAAUUUACAAAGGACAAUCUUGGGUGGAAUUGCUUUUGUUGCCAUUAAAGGAGCAUUCAAGGUUUACUUCAAACAGCAGCAAUAUUUACGUCAGGCACACCGCAAAAUUCUAAAUUAUCCAGAGCAAGAAGAAGCAUAAAACUGACUUCUCGUUGUUCUGCAGUCCUCUCAUUCUUAUGAGUCUGUUGUGUUGUUUUGAUUCCAUCAUUAAUGCACAGUAGUGGAGACUUGCGAUAAGCUGCUGCUCUCAUAUUUUUAAGAAGUAAAAUAAAGCACUUAGGGAAGGGGAAACCCUCUCAGUAAUCACGGAACCUAAGGAUGUGAUUUGUUUUCAUUCUUUUGUAUGUACUUCUUUUAUGGCAGUCAUCUGAACCAUUAUUUUAGCAUGGUGAACCUGAGUUUUGUUCAUAUUUUCUUCAGACAGAAAUGUAAAGAUCAAACUGUGCAAAUAUUUAAAAAUGCACAUGCCGUUUUAUUCAAAGGCCUCUUUUGUACAUGUUCAUGUUCAGUGUUUUCUUAGAAUCAGCAACUCAAUGAAGGUACUAUGAGGAUUUUUCUCACUGGCAUAAUUUGAUUACAAGCUAAACAGGAGUAUAUGUUAAUAUGAGGAAAUGUAAAUUAGUUAUACAUAAUUAACAAACCAAAAAUGUAUGUAAACAUUCAAAUGAUUAUCUGAACAAAUGCAAUUUUGUUUUCUUUUUCUUAACCCAUGUGAUGUCCUCCAAAAUGUGUAGGGUAAAAAUUCACAGGGCUUCCAGAUCACUUUUUCACUAUUAAAUUUUAUUUAUAUAAUGUUGACAUCUCAUAGUUCAUAUUGUAAUUUUGACUCAUGCAGUCUUAAUUACUGUGUGUGUGUGUGUGUGUAUGUGUGUGUGUGUGUGUGUGUGAGUGAGAGAGAGAGAGACAGAGACAGAGACAGAGACAGCGACAUCAGGUCCUUCCAUCACCGGAGUAAGGUUUUUAAAUUCGUGUUUCUAGAAAUUAGUUUAUAGUAGUUUGAGCACAGAGAACGAUUUGCAAAAAAUCAAUAAAGUUAUUUUCCUCUCCUUU
Messenger RNA from Eubalaena glacialis (North Atlantic right whale), 2060 nucleotides. RefSeq names its product membrane associated ring-CH-type finger 5 (gene MARCHF5). The coding region runs from base 313 to 1149 and encodes 278 amino acids. Gene Ontology annotation, molecular function: zinc ion binding. The transcript is spliced from 6 exons. The record is from RefSeq and is a predicted model, not a curated record. Lineage: Eukaryota; Metazoa; Chordata; Mammalia; Artiodactyla; Balaenidae.